GCCAGCAUGCCCAGAUUUCCUCUGCUGCUGCUGUUGCUCUGGGUCAUGGAGUCUCACGGCUACCCAGUGACUACAGAAACAGAAGAGCAAGAUGUAGAGACGGUCCAGAAAUACCUGGAAAACUACUACAACCUGAAGAAUAAUGGAAACCAAAUUGAAAAGCGGAGACGCAGUAGUCCAGUGUCUGAAAAAUUGAAGCAAAUGCAGGAAUUCUUUGGGCUGAAAGUGACUGGGAAGCCAGAUGCCGAAACCCUGAAGGUGAUGAAGCAGCCCAGAUGUGGGGUGCCUGACGUGGCUCAAUUUGUCCUCACGGAGGGGAACCCUCGCUGGGAGCAAACACAUCUGACCUACAGGAUUGAAAAUUACACGCCAGAUUUGCCAAGAGCGGAUGUGGACCAUGCUAUUGAGCAAGCCUUUCAACUCUGGAGUAAUGUUUCACCCCUGACGUUCACCAAGGUCUCUGAAGGUCAAGCGGACAUAAUGAUAUCCUUUGUUAGGGGAGAUCAUCGUGACAAUUCUCCCUUCGAUGGACCCGGAGGAAACCUUGCUCAUGCUUUUCAACCAGGCCAAGGUAUUGGAGGGGAUGCUCAUUUUGAUGAAGAUGAAAGGUGGACCAACAACUUCAGAGAUUACAACUUGUAUCGGGUUGCGGCUCAUGAAUUGGGCCAUUCCCUUGGACUCUCUCAUUCUACUGAUAUUGGGGCUUUGAUGUACCCCAACUACAUCUUCAGUGGUGAUGUUCAGCUAGCUCAGGAUGACAUUGACGGCAUCCAAGCCAUAUAUGGACCUUCCCCAAAUCCCACCCAGCCAACAGGCCCACAGACCCCACAAGUGUGUGACAGUAAGCUAACCUUCGAUGCUAUAACGACCAUUCGCGGAGAACUGAUGUUCUUUAAAGACAGAUUCUACAUGCGCACAAAUUCCUUCUACCCAGAAGUUGAGCUCAAUUUCAUUUCUGUUUUCUGGCCACAACUGCCAAAUAAACUUGAAGCUGCUUAUGAAGUUGCCUAUAGAGAUGAAGUCCGAUUUUUCAAAGGUAAUAAGUACUGGGCGGUUCAGGGGCUGAAUAUGCUACACGGGUACCCCAAGGACAUCUACAGCUCCUUUGGCUUUCCUAGAACUGUGAAGCAUAUUGAUGCUGCUGUUUCUGAAGAAGACACUGGAAAAACAUACUUCUUUGUUGCUAACAAAUAUUGGAGGUAUGACGAAUAUAAACAAUCCAUGGAUGAAGGUUAUCCCAAAAUGAUAGCACAUGAUUUUCCUGGAAUUGGCCACAAAGUUGAUGCUGUUUUCAAGAAAGAUGGAUUUUUCUAUUUCUUUCAUCGAACAAGGCAAUACAAAUUUGAAGCGAAAACUAAGAGAAUUUUGACUCUCCAGAAAGCUAAUAGCUGGUUCAACUGCAGAAAAAAAUGAACAACUGUUACAAAGUUCCAUGAAAAAAAUUUAUUUCAUGAGCCCA
Messenger RNA from Cynocephalus volans (Philippine flying lemur), 1459 nucleotides. RefSeq names its product matrix metallopeptidase 1 (gene MMP1). Bases 7 to 1413 code for a protein of 468 amino acids. Gene Ontology annotation, cellular component: extracellular matrix. Gene Ontology annotation, molecular function: zinc ion binding; metalloendopeptidase activity. NCBI's taxonomy places the organism in Eukaryota, Metazoa, Chordata, Mammalia, Dermoptera, Cynocephalidae. Gene Ontology annotation, biological process: extracellular matrix organization; collagen catabolic process; proteolysis. The record is from RefSeq and is a predicted model, not a curated record. The transcript is spliced from 10 exons.